AACAAUCUUGAAAAGCUUCAACAGAAAAAACUCAAUUCAACUUCCACCCUUUACACACUCUGUCCUGUGUUCUGUUGUCCCAUUGGCCAAACCCCUCAACUUCCACCCUUACGACACCCUGUCCUGUGUUCUGUUGUCCCAUUGGCCAAACCCCCCCUUAAUGUUAUUAUUUACAAAAUAAAGAUCAAAGGUGUGUAUGUCUGUUCUCUAACAGCAAUUGGGAUUAGCAGUAGUUUGCGUGGUGAGUGAAAAAGGCAACAGAAACCACCAAUUAGAGCUUCCCUUCUUGAAAAGUUGGGACAUAAACCCCCCCUUUCUAUCUUUCUCUCAAAUAGCACACGCUUUUAUCAAGUUUCCUGUACAUGGUCACGUUACUCGUUGUUAUCAAUCUCGGCUUACGGGACUUCGAUGAUGUAAUUUCAAGAUUUGGGUGCUGAAAUCUGUAGAAAACAAUGGAAAUAUGAAGUUUUUUUGCGGGGAUGUCGUCAUUUGUCCUUUUGGGGUUUGGAAAAGGUAUAUUCAGUACUUAUUUGGCGAUUCUGCGUUCGAUUCGUAUGAUUUUCGGAUAAAUUGAAGGAUGUUGUGAUUUUCAAAGGUAGUCUUGAUUUUGAUUAUUGUGUGAUUUGUGUUAUAAUUUGAGCCGAAGAAUCUAGGGUUUUAACCUUUGGGGUAAUAGUAGUUCCCAUUUUUCCUAUAUGAGAUUCUCAGUUUGGAGAUUCAACGCUACAUAAUUCAACAUACUUUUCCGAAUCAAUACUUUUUUUUUUAUCUAGAGAUUCAUCAAUACAUACUUCGUUUUUGCACAUAAAGACUCAAGAUUAGUAAAGGUUUAAUAUUGCUUGGUGAUAUACGAAUUAUGGACACGGGUUUUCACCAUGAACAAACUUUAAGCCCUUCUUUGAAUCGGCAUGCCAUAUCAUUCCAAUCGAGUGCCAUGGACAGCACAACCGAGAUGAUCAUGAUGGGGGAUUACUAUCGGAUGAAUAGUACAGCAGGCUUGAUGUUUUCAGGGAAUUCUGGUAUGGUAAACAGCAGUUCAGGAUAUGCACAAGUUGGGAAUUCGUGUGCUUCUCUUCCUUCGGAUUCGGUCCCAGGGCUGAAACAUGAUGCAGGCUUGGCUGUGGAGUGGUCUGUUGAGGAACAGUAUAAGUUGGAGGAAGGAAUUUCUAAAUAUGCUGAUGAACCCAGUAUCAUGAGGUAUAUCAAGAUUGCUGCUACAUUGCGUGAUAAAACUGUUCGUGAUGUUGCCUUAAGGUGUAGGUGGAUGACGAGAAAACGACGGAAGCAGGAUGAGCUGAAGUUGGGAAAGAAGUUAAAAGAUAAGAAGGAUAUGUUGGUGGAAUCGUCAUCAAAGCCAAGUAUAUCGUCACUUUCAACUUUGAAUGUGGCUCCAUUUUCCGUUACCAUGAACAAUUGGUUCCAGAGUGGUGGUAUUCCUUUUGAAGCAUUGAGCGGCUCAAUAAGGCAUCUUUUGGAACAAAACAACCGAGUUCUUGGUCAGAUCUCUACUAAUAUUUCAUCACUCAAGCUGCAGGACAAUGUCGACCUCUUUAACCACGCGAAGAACAAUAUAACUGCCAUCUUAAACGACAUGAGAUACAUGCCAGGGCCGCCACUGCCUGUAUCGCUAAACGAAGAUCUUGCUAAUAGCAUUCUGCCUACUACCAGCCAGAAAAUGACGCUCGGGUCAUCAAGCAGAAUGCAUUUGAAGCAAGAACCAGACUAUUGAGUUGGAGAAGUGUUUGAUUGUAAGUAGAGAAUUUAAAUCUUCUGUAAAUUAUAUAUCGGUUGGCCCGUUUGGGUGUAUUCCAUAUAUCUGUAUCGAUUGAGCAUUUGUGUCCGAUUUAACGAUACAAAAACUUGUAGAAAGAUGCCAUUUUUGGGAAGCUAAGAUGAUUGAUUGGCUUUUACUAC
Molecule: messenger RNA, 1914 nt
Organism: Cynara cardunculus var. scolymus (artichoke)
Lineage: Eukaryota; Viridiplantae; Streptophyta; Magnoliopsida; Asterales; Asteraceae
Exons: 8
Coding region: 857-1729 (290 amino acids)
Source: RefSeq, a predicted model, not a curated record